Messenger RNA from Drosophila hydei, 1356 nucleotides. It is a transcript of the gene ppan, whose product is annotated as protein Peter pan. NCBI's taxonomy places the organism in Eukaryota, Metazoa, Arthropoda, Insecta, Diptera, Drosophilidae. Gene Ontology annotation, biological process: ribosomal large subunit assembly; rRNA processing. Gene Ontology annotation, cellular component: preribosome, large subunit precursor. The coding region runs from base 89 to 1336 and encodes 415 amino acids. Gene Ontology annotation, molecular function: rRNA binding. The transcript has 4 exons. The record is from RefSeq and is a predicted model, not a curated record.
UAUCGAGCUGACCAGCUGAUGAUACAACUGGGAGCACGUGUGGUCGUAGCGUUGAUAUUUGUUUAACUAUUUUAUUGAGAACAGGAAAAUGGGAGGUGCUAAGAAGAAAGUGCAUCCAAAAACGCGCACAGCAGCAUUCAAAGCCAGUGAACCAAGUGAAAUAGUUGAGGCCCCACACUCGUUCAUUAUACAUCGUGGCCUGUCCUGUCCAUAUAUCGCGGAUUUAACAAUUGAUUUUCGUCGAAUAAUGGAACCGUUUACUGCAUCCAAUUUGCGUGAAAAGAAAAUAAAUCGCAUAAAAGAUUUCGUUAGUCUAAGCAGCUUCUUUCAUGUCUCACAUAUGGCCAUUUUCAACAAAGCAUCCACACAGUUAUCCUUCAAAGUGUUGCGCUUGCCGCGUGGACCAUCUCUAACGUUCAAGGUGCAUCAGUUUACACUUGCUCGUGAUGUGAUCUCUAGCAGUAAGAGGCAAAUGUUUGACGUUGAUUAUUUCAAGCAUCCACCUCUUGUGAUCAUGAAUAACUUUAGUGGCGAAGGGAAACACUUAAAGUUGAUGGCCACAACAUUUCAGAACAUGUUUCCAUCUAUCAAUUUGGCCCAGGUUAACAUUGAUACCAUUCGCCGCUGCCUUUUAUUCUCUUACAAUCCAGAAACAAAGCUUGUGGACAUGCGUCACUAUGCGGUGCAGGUGGUUCCAGUAGGCUUAAAGCGCGCAGUACAGAAAAUUGUCAGCGGCAAUGUGCCAAAUCUCAACAAAUGCGAAGAGCUUGUCGAUUUCGUAAUUAAGGAUGGAUAUACCUCGGAAGCGGAGGCUGAGGAUGAUGAACAAUCGCAUGUGGUGUUGCCUCAAGCAGUUAAAGGCAAAGGAAAUUUGGAAAACCACAAAAGCUCUGUAAAACUACACGAAAUUGGACCACGUUUAACAAUGCAGCUCAUGAAGAUCGAAGAGGGACUGCUUACCGGUGAAGUGCUUUAUCACGAUCAUGUUAUCAAAACUGAAGAUGAGAAGGAAACAUUACGCAAAUUAAUUGAAAAGAAACGGAAACUGAAAGAGCUCCGCAAAAAGCAACAGAACGAGAAUCGUGAACGCAAUUUACAAUUGAAAAAAGAGCAAAAGAAAGAAAUAAAGCGCAAGGAAGCUGAAGACAAUGCUAGUGAUGCAGAUGAUGAUGCUCAAUAUUACAAAGAUGAAGUUGGCGAGGAACCAGACGAGGAGCUGUUUAAGUUAGACAAUAAGAUGUCGAGGAAACGACCCAGAUUACCGUCCGGUAUGAAGCACAAAAACAAGAAAGCAAAAGUAAACCAGAAGCCUUUAAAGAAAUCUAAGGAAAAGUAACAAAUGCAAAAGUUAAAUAU